GGAAGCCAAGGAGGGGUUGCGCGGCAGCCGGGUGGGUAUGGGAGAUGCCUGGCGGUUUCGCGCUUUUUCCGCCUUUUGAUUGCGAGUGGGAGCAGCGCGCUGAGGAGAGCUGCAAGGGGAAUAGCCCGCCAAGGUGAUUCGGUGUGUGGCCAUUGCUGCCCUUCUGCCGCUGGUGGGUCGGCGGCGGUGGCGGGACGUGCAUCCAGGCGCGAUCCAGCGGCAGCAGCAGAGAGAGCUCCACCCUGAUGAUGCAGAGGCCCAGCUUCCAGCUGACUGCAAGUCGCAGAGCAGGCUGCACCCGCGUCUGCGUGAGGUCUAGAGAGACUUGGCCUGCUCCGCAAAUGAUCCAACUUCGUGGAGGGGCUGGCGAACACAGACAAUGCCAGCCUGGACGAGGAAGGGGCCAGCACUGCUUAGGCCUAUUUCCCAGGACGCGCAUUACUGGGUGCAGAACUUUACCCCUCAGAUGAAGAGUAUUUAGGCCUGUUUCCCAGGAGGCGUAUUACUGGGUGUGGAACUUUACCCUUCGGAUGAAGACUCCAGAGUUGGGUAUCUCCAAAGUGAUAAUCAAUCCAUAGAGUGUUAGCUACAGAAACCUUUCCAUUGCCAUACUGAGAAAGUGCAGCAGGCAGUGUGCCUACAGGUCUACAAAGAAACUUCAGAUCAUCUUCUUGAGGGAAAGAAGCUGAAGUGCUACAUAAGAUGCUUGUGCUUCAUAACUCUCAGAAGCUGCAGAUUCUGUAUAAAUCCUUAGAAAAGAGCAUCCCUGAAUCCAUAAAGGUAUAUGGUGCCAUUUUCAACAUAAAAGAUAAAAACCCUUUCAACAUGGAGGUGCUGGUAGAUGCCUGGCCAGAUUACCAGAUCGUCAUUACCCGGCCUCAGAAACAGGAGAUGAAAGAUGACCAGGAUCAUUAUACCAACACUUACCACAUCUUCACCAAAGCUCCUGACAAAUUAGAGGAAGUCCUGUCAUACUCCAAUGUAAUCAGCUGGGAGCAAACUUUGCAGAUCCAAGGUUGCCAAGAGGGCUUGGAUGAAGCAAUAAGAAAGGUUGCAACUUCAAAAUCAGUGCAGGUAGAUUACAUGAAAACCAUCCUCUUUAUACCGGAAUUACCAAAGAAACACAAGACCUCAAGUAAUGACAAGAUGGAGUUAUUUGAAGUGGAUGAUGAUAACAAGGAAGGAAACUUUUCAAACAUGUUCUUAGAUGCUUCACAUGCAGGUCUUGUGAAUGAACACUGGGCCUUUGGGAAAAAUGAGAGGAGCUUGAAAUAUAUUGAACGCUGCCUCCAGGAUUUUCUAGGAUUUGGUGUGCUGGGUCCAGAGCGCCAGCUUGUCUCUUGGAUUGUGAUGGAACAGUCCUGUGAGUUGAGAAUGGGUUAUACUGUCCCCAAAUACAGACACCAAGGCAACAUGUUGCAAAUUGGUUAUCAUCUUGAAAAGUAUCUUUCUCAGAAAGAAAUCCCAUUUUAUUUCCAUGUGGCAGAUAAUAAUGAGAAAAGCCUACAGGCACUGAACAAUUUGGGGUUUAAGAUUUGUCCUUGUGGCUGGCAUCAGUGGAAAUGCACCCCCAAGAAAUAUUGUUGAUUGAUUCCACUGUCCAUUUCAAAUCUUUCUUAUCAGUAAAAAAACAUUAAUUCAAACACAAGCAUUGUGAUCUACAUUAGCACAAAAUGCAACUGAUUAUCUAGGAUCUGUGUAUUACUUAAGCUCACCCUUAACAUUUUUACCUUCCUUCUCCUCUGUAUUCUUACAGAAAAUUAGAAGCUCAAUCUUAUGGUCUCAUAAUUUCCUUUAUGAUGACAGACAUCUCAGAAUUAAAAUCACCCAAUGCCAAUCAUUAGUGCCAAGAUAACCCUUUAACGGCAACACUUUCUUAAAUGAAGACUAUUUCUUUCAUGAAAAAAUUCACUUUUAUGACUUUCUUGUUAAAAUAAAAAGUCUGCUUUUAAAA
Pan troglodytes (chimpanzee) is the source of this 1954-nucleotide messenger RNA. It is a transcript of the gene GLYATL2, whose product is annotated as glycine-N-acyltransferase like 2. Gene Ontology annotation, cellular component: mitochondrion. The coding region runs from base 703 to 1587 and encodes 294 amino acids. The transcript has 7 exons. Lineage: Eukaryota; Metazoa; Chordata; Mammalia; Primates; Hominidae. The record is from RefSeq and is a predicted model, not a curated record. Gene Ontology annotation, molecular function: glycine N-acyltransferase activity.